UGGUAACUUCUGUCUGACCGUUGACUCUCUGGGUGUGAUAGAGAGACGAACCCACUUCCACCCUCCCUGCCUCCCGCUCUGUUCCUCUGGCAUGUGAUCACUGUCGUCAGUCUCAGAAUGUGGUGAUUACCCCAGCGCCCGAUGCGGUGGAAGGUGGCUGGGGGCCUGGAGGGAGCUGGUACUAUGGCCGAGAGGGGGCCAGAAGCGCACACUCUCUGCCUGUUUGACGUGGAUGGUACCCUGACUGCAGCCAGACAGAAAAUCACCCCCGAUCUGGACGAGUUUUUCCAGCAGCUCCGGACGAAGGUGAAGAUCGGCGUUGUCGGAGGUUCAGAUUACAUUAAGAUCGCGGAACAGCUGGGGGAAGGAGAGGAAGUCAUUCACAAAUUCGAUUAUGUCUUCGCUGAAAAUGGGACCGUCCAGUACCGAGAUGGAAAAUUCGUCACAAAGGAGGUUAUUCAGAACCAGCUUGGUGAGGACUUGCUGCAGGAGCUGAUUAAUUUCUGCCUGGGCUACAUGGCCCUCAUUAAACUGCCGAGGAAGAGGGGCACCUUUAUCGAAUUCCGGAAUGGGAUGCUGAACGUGUCUCCCAUCGGCCGGAACUGCACCCUGGAGGAACGCUUCGAGUUCUCCCGGAUUGACAAGGAGGAGAAGAUCAGGGAGAAGUUUGUUGCAGCCUUACAGAAGGAGUUCGCUGGUAAAGGGGUGAAGUGUACGAGAGGAGGAAUGAUCAGUUUCGAUAUCUUUCCUGAGGGCUGGGACAAACGGUACUGCCUGGAUAUCCUGGAAAAAGAUGGGAUUAAAACCAUCCACUUCUUUGGGAAUGAGACUGAGCCGGGUGGAAAUGAUCAUGAGAUCUUCCACGAUCCCAGGACAAUCGGACACACUGUGUCAUCCCCAGAGGAAACAGUCCGGAUCUGUAAGGAGCUCUUCCUGUAGGAAUGAACUGUGGACUCAUCCUGUCACUCCCGGAUCUUGAGCCCGGGAAUUCUGCUUCUGGAAUUCAGGGAGAGGCGAACCGAAGUACAGAUUCCCCUUGCCCAUUGGUGAGCAAGUAAUUCAGCCAUGUCAACAGCAAGGAACUGUGGGAUAUCACUCCUGUGGGAUGUCACUCAUCCAGUUCCAUAUCAGCGUGACCAGAAUCACUUUAUUUGUUGUUCACAGUCAAAUGUACUUUUUUCUUGUUCGCGGCUACAAGAUGGCACUAGGGUUAGGAGAGAGAUUUCAGAAAUCUGCUUUACAGUGCUACCUAAUGGCCAAGGGCCGGUACUACACCGUGACAGUACAAGGAGAAAAUGUUGACAUAGCCAUUUAGAGUGGUGCAUGUUGACGGAAAAAACACCCCCCAAGAAGAAUUGUAACAACGGGAAGCAAAAGGGCUCUGGAAGCACAAAACUUAGAUGCGUGAUCUCUUGAACUGAGCAGAUGAGAUUGCAGAGAACUGAAAGGCAGGGCCAGGUGAAUGAAGCAGUGAUGGUGAGAGGGUGCCAGACUUUUUUUAUUUAAAAAUCCGGAAACGGGGAAAUGUGGAGGCUGGAUUUUUCUGCAGCCCAAAGUCCUGGGAGAUGAUGGUUUGAGAUGAGAAUCUGAGGCGAGGGAGGAGGAAGACUGUAUUGUCAUUUAUAAACAGCAGAGCAGAACAGGUGUUGUAGAACGGAGAAACCUUGGGGUUUUGGUACGUAAUUCUUUGAAAGUUGCAUCACAGGUAGACCGGUUUAGAAGGUGUUUAGCAUGCUUGCCUUCAUUGCUCAGACCAUUGAGUACAGGGAUUUAGGAUGUUCUGUUGAGAUUGUACUAGACAUUGGUGAGACCUAGUUUGGAGUACUUGGUCCAGUUCUGGUCCUCCUGUUAUAGGAAGGAUAUUAUUCAGCUGGAGAGGGUUCAGAAAAGAUUUACCCGGAGUGGAGGGUUUAAGCUAUAGGGAGAGGCUUGGAGUGUUGGAGGUUGGUGGGGGGGGUGACCAUAGAGGUUUAUAAAUCAUGAGGGGCAUGAAUACGUGACUAGCAAUGGUCCUUUUUCCCAGGGUAGGGGAUUUCAAAACUAGGGCAGAACGAGGAAGAGUAAAAGGAGUGAGGAAAGGGGAGGAGAUCUGUGCUGUAAGGAGCAGGGUGAGAGAUGGAUGGUAACAUGUGCAUUUUGUACACAUCAGAGAAACUCAAUAUAGAUUCAGCAAGGAGGAGUAGGAACAUUGGUAUUUAUUCUCUAAGACUUGGGGUAUGAAAGUCAUGGGACUUCCAUGACUGGGAGCAGACAUAGAGUACAGGACAGGACAGAUUUAGUGCCCACACGCCCCCUGAAAAAGAAUUGAGAGGGGGUCUAUUUGGCCGAGUCUAGAGGUGAAGGUGUUGCCCUGAUGGGGAAAGAUUUGGCAGAUUGGAUCCAGACCCAUCAGAGGUUCGGCAAAUGAGAUUGAAACCUCGUCGGUCAGAUCACGAGGGGUCAUGACAGGGUGGGUGGUGAGAGAACGUUUCCUGUCAGCAUGUAAAGGACAAAGUGUAAAACUGAAGGGACCUAUUUACAGCCGAGAGCUGGAGGAGUUUUUAUUCCCUUCCCACAGUGACUCGCUGAGGCUGGGUUUUAUUUUAAUCUAUUCAAGGCCUUGUCAGAUACAUUUCUGAUCGACAAAUGGUUUCAGAGUUAUGAGGGAAAGACAUGAAAUGGGCUGUUGAGACUACAGCCUAAUCAGCCAUGACCUUAUCGAAGGGUAUAGCAGGCUGAAGGGGCUGAAUGGACUCCUGGUGCUGCUAUUCCUUUUAUUUUUAUUCAUCUCUUCUACUCGGCCUUGCAGGACAGGCUCUGAAAGAUGUAAUGCAUCAUGGGUAUUGAUAAUCAUCACUGUGAAAGAUGCCAAUUUUCAUUGGGCCGUGUUCAUUAUUUGAACUUUUGCACUCUCAAACCAUCAUGUUUGUCCCCUCAAAGCUUUUAAAUUAAAAAUGAAAUAAUUCACUUUUUAAAAUAAUUAUUCAACGUGUUCUGCAAUUUAAAUUCUGUCUCUGCUCCUACAUGUCACUGUUGUACGCAGGCAAUUAAUGCUCAACUCUUGGAUGGUCCACGAGGUUAUUAAAUUCAAAGUUGAUAAACAAUCAGGAAAUUAAAAGAAAAACACUCAGCCUUGACGGUGAUUGUAUGUAGGAACCCAUCUGGAUCACUCAUGUCCUUUAGGGAAGGAAACUGCCAUCCUUACCUGGUCUGGCCUACAUGUGACUCCAGACCCACAGCAAUGGGGUUGACUCUU
Stegostoma tigrinum is the source of this 3235-nucleotide messenger RNA. RefSeq names its product phosphomannomutase 1-like. Gene Ontology annotation, molecular function: phosphomannomutase activity. Gene Ontology annotation, cellular component: cytosol. Gene Ontology annotation, biological process: GDP-mannose biosynthetic process; mannose metabolic process; protein N-linked glycosylation. NCBI's taxonomy places the organism in Eukaryota, Metazoa, Chordata, Chondrichthyes, Orectolobiformes, Stegostomatidae. The coding region runs from base 142 to 939 and encodes 265 amino acids. The transcript has 8 exons. The record is from RefSeq and is a predicted model, not a curated record.